CAACCUCUCCGACUUCGCCGGGUCAGUCAGGUGCCACCCUGAAGAGGAUGGAGGUGGUUGGGGACGCCAGUGGUUCGGAACCCGGCGAGAUCCGGGCUCUGAAGCCGUGUCUGCUGCGCCGCAACCACAGCCGCGAACAGCACGGCGUGGCGGCCUCCUGCCUCGAGGAGCUGAGGAGCAAGGCCUGUGACAUUCUGGCCAUUGAUAAGUCCCUGGCUCCAGUCACCCUGGUCCUGGCAGAGGAUGGCACCAUAGUGGAUGAUGACGAUUACUUCCUGUGCCUACCUUCCAAUACUAAGUUCGUGGCAUUGGCCAGGGAUGAGAAGUGGGCAUAUCACAAUUCAGAUGGAGGUACGGCUUGGAUUUCCCAAGAGUCCUUUGACGUAGAUGAAACAGACAGUGGGGCAGGGUUGAAAUGGAAGAAUGUGGCCAGGCAGCUGAAAGAAGAUCUAUCCAGCAUCAUCCUCCUAUCAGAGGAUGACCUCCAGGUGCUCAUUGAUGUUCCAUGUUCAGACCUGGCUCAGGAACUAUGCCAAAGUUGUGUCACAGUCCGGGGGCUCCAGAACACCCUCCAGCAGGUACUUGACCAGAGAGAGGAAGCCCGUCAGUCCAAGCAGCUCUUGGAGCUUUACCUCCAGGCUUUGGAGAAGGAGGGCAGCGUCUUGUCAAAGCAGCAAGAGUCCAAAGCUGGCUUCAGUGACGAGAGCGAUGCAGUUGACACGGGUCUUAGCAGAGAGAGCUCCUCUGAAACUGCACUUACGAGCCAGCUCCUCACUGCACUGAAGGAGAAGCCUGCUCCAGAGCUGAGUCUCUCUAGUCAGGAUUUGGAGUUGGUUACCAAGGAAGACCCCAAAGCAUUGGCUGUUGCUUUGAAGUGGGAUAUAAAGAAGACGGAAACUGUUCAACAGGCCUGUAAUCAGGAACUAAGCCUGCGCCUCCAGCAGAUACAGAGCCUGCAUUCUCUCAGGAAUAUUUCAGCAAGGAAGAAUUCGCUGCCUGGAGAACUGCAGAAUCCUAAACGAGCUAAACAAGACCCCACAGAGUAUAGCUGAAAAUAUGCCCAAAAAACCCCCGUGACCUUGUUUUUAGUUGUCAGUAAAUGCAUUCAGCCUAGUUAUUUCACUUACCUACCACUCCACUCCCUGCCUUGGAGUCGGUUCUCCUGGAACAGGCUAAAAGACUAGCCUCCUGCCUCCUCCAGAUUUCAACAUAUGCCCUUCCACCUGUUUUAAAUGAUAUGGCUGCACUAACAAUGCCCCACCUCUUCUGAUAACAUGUUCUUAUGUUCUCUGUUUAAAGGUAAUUGUGGAGUGAAAAGAAAUUGUCAUAUUGAAGACUCAGUAUUCUUGUUCUAAAGCUAGAAAUGCAGAAUUUUAAACAAAUGAUAGGGAACGUGACAGUGUGUCGAUUAUGGCCACAAACUUCUUUCCCAAGUUAAUGAAUUUUUUUGUUUGUUUGUUUAAAGGCUCAUAUUAAGUUUGCUCAUAUUAAGUAGGGACACACUGAGAGUCUAAUUCACCAUUUCUAAUAUCUAAUUUAGUAUUGUGAAAUUAUAUCUGUUACCACUGUGAAACUCUUUUCAGUUUUCUAAUAUGUUUUAUCAGCAGGGGGUAUAAAAGGUCAUUAAAUUGAUUUCCAUGCAGUAUGACUUGAAGUCUCUCUCAGUGCAGAGCAGAGACUUCUGGUUUCUAUACCUCCUAUUUCUGUACAAACUUGUUCUUCAGGUUUUGUAAUCUACCAGACGGUCUCCUUGCAGAGAAUAGGUAAUUAGUUAUCAUUGACUUAUUUGACUUUUUUUAAGCAUGCUUAGAGGAAAACAGAAGGCUAGUAAGAGAUACAUGGGCUAAUUAUUAAAGAAAUACAACAAUAAGUCCUGGAGUGAGAGUGGAGUGCAGAAAGCAAACAACAAAAUAACUGUUUCCUUCUCCUGUCAUCAUCAAGGACAGCUUGGAUCUACUCAGCAUCCUUUUCCUAAUGCCUUAUGCCAUUGGUUCUCACUUAUUAGCCAUAAUAUUUUCUUUUUUAAUAGCACAUUUUUUAAUGCCUCCUUAAUUAUCCUAAAUGAAAGCCAGAGCUGAUAACCUGCCUAUAUGCAUACUUUCAAAAGCACUGACAUAGUACCCCAAAUGUACUAUUUCAGAAGAAGCAAAAGGAAAAUAAUUUCCAAUAAAAUGGCAUGUAUCUCAGUAUGUCACUGUCUGGACACGACUAUACCAAAGGCACGAUGAAGGUGUAGAUGAUUGCACUUGCACACUGAAUUACGGUGAAUUUGACAGAGGCAGCCAGGCACAGGUGUGUAGUGAUUCUCAACUCAAAUACCACAAGCAAGCGUUGGCAUUUAUAGUGAGAUUUCCUAAAUUGGUGAAGUUCUGAACAAAAUAACAUACCUAUCCUUGAUUUACAAGGUAGCUGCAUUCUUGAAAAAUCUAGGGAACAUUGAAACUGGAAAAAAAUACUUUGUGAUUAUACAUAAAACAGAACUGGGUUUCAGGCUAAGAUAAUUUGGAACAGGUUUUCAUCCAUAUAAAUGUCCAGCAUGACAUUCAAAAGUCACGCGGGACAUGGGAUGAUAUCUCUCUGUGUGGAGUUGUCCUGUGCAUUGCAGGAGGAUGAGCAUCCCACCUCCUAUGCCCACCUGCUCAAUGCCAGUAGCAACCUCCAGGUAUUGAGAUAACUAAAACCAUCCCCACACAUUUUCAAAAUGCCCCUGGAGGGGCAGUGAUGCUGGCUGAGGAUUUUUAUGGCAGUUUGCAGUUUGCUGUGUGCUAGCACCUACCACAUUGGAGCCUCACAAAACUGAGUGAGCUAGGCAGGGUGUGGUUUGUCGCCUCUCGUUCUAUACAUGAGCAAGGUUGUGCUCAGCAAGGGUCAGUGACUUGCUUCAUGCACAAGGCUAACUGGAGGGCCAGGAUUCAAAGGCAGGUCUCUGCUUCUAAUUCCAGGGCUCUUUCUACUUCUUUGUAUUUUCUCUUAGGUUCACACACACUUUUCUAUUCUACAUCCAGAUCACUGGUUUUGUUGUACCAGUGUAAUAAGUUGGAGUUGGCUCCAACUGGAAAAGGCCUACUAUUUCUAUAACAUAAUUGCCAAAAGAUUUCUAACUGCAGUCAUUGUGCUGGUGGUGUAAGAGAAGUGAAUCAGCCUCACGACACUGUACAGUUAGCACAGUAGCAACAGAAGCUUGGAUUCCAGAAAUACAGAAUGGUAGCUCUAUUCACCAGCUACACUGAUAUCUCCAUCUUUGCCCUACUGAAUUUAAUGUUUUCUUAAAUUAUUUCAGUUCAGUUGACUGGCCUGGGUGUUGGUAUUGGUAUUGUGUCCUUGAAACAAACCCACCAAGAGCCCCAGCUGCACAGGAUAAGGGAAAAAGUACUAUAGGUUUUGGAGUGAGACAAACCCACACUGAGUCUAACCUUAUGGGACCUUGUUUUCCAAAAAUGAAAGGUUAACCUAAAGCCCCAAGGUUGAAAGGGUUAAAUGAAGUAUGAGGAAGAGCAGAGUACCUAGUACAUAGUAGACUAUAGAGAGUGGUUCCCUUUCAUCUCCCCAGGGGCAGAGAGAUGUGUCCUUAGGAGGCUCCUUAUCUAUGGGUCUGUAGAGCAAAGACCUGAGUCUGCAAACUCUAGCCCAAAUGUGUAGUGAGAGCAAUUGCAAACACGUUAUAUUGCCCCUGGUACCAUUUACCUUCCUUACACCACUGUGCCUCUAGGCCUUCUAGAACAGAAAUGUAGCAGCAGAGCAAUAUGUCUAAAAAUAGGAGAGAGAGCCGGGCAUGCCUGUUCUUAUGGUAGGAGAGAAGAAUGUCAAAGAAAACAGCUGGGACUAAUGAACUCUACAUUAGCCAUAUUCCAUCCUUUCAACUCAAGUCAAAUGUCGGUCCCCAUUAGGCAACUGGCUUUCACAGGAGCUGUGCUAAUUACCACUUACCAACCUUUAAUUUCUGGGUAAAAGCAAAAGGAAAAAAACUAAUGGAUUUUUCAUUUUCCAGAGAGAAAGGAAUAAAAUAAUAAUAGUCUGCAAAAAAACCUGCAUUAAUUACGAGAAUUAUUAAUGUUCCUUUCUUAACCAGAUUGUUUAGCUGUUUAAUUUCCUAAUUAUCUAUUCUUUUUGUUUUUGCCUUCAGAGUUUUACCAUUUUAUUUGAGAGUUUGGCCUUAAAUUAUUUUGGCUGUGUCUUACAUGAGGUUUUUAAGGACCUUGGAAAUGAUCUAGUCUGAACAACGACCCACUGCCUGAGUCCUCUACCUGGCUGCCAGUGGGGUCCUCCAUCCUGUUUGAAAGCCUCCAGUGAAGGGACAGACUCGCUCCUCAGGAGGUACCUGAAUCUUUAGAUGGCAGAACCUUAAAGUUAGCUAUUUGCUUGAACUAAAUCAGACACAUGCAAUUACAAGGAAGUGAACCAGUAAGUUAAGGCGUAGAUACUGGAUUUUCUUCAUAUUUUCCAAUAACAUGUUACAAGAAGUAUCACCAAAAAUAUUCUAGCUUUUUCUCCAGGUUAUAAUUAUUUUAAUAGGAUAAACACAUGUAUUUUUUGAUCAUUUAAUUAUUUAACGAUAAAUGGAAAGGAUAAAUUGUUUUUAUUAGGGUUAGGAGAAGCUGGAAAGAGUGGGUUGCCCAGCCAUCCUUUGCCUCUUCCUUUCUAGUCUAGAAGCAGAAAAUUUCCUUCAGCACCUAAAUGACUUUUGUUGUUCUGCUUUGUUGGGAAUGGGAUCCCUCUCUCUACUGAGGCAGCUACAAUUAUUAAGAUAUGGGUUUAUCCCUUCAGCAGGUGGGGUAAAUCAAGUCGUUUAAGUAUCAGCUGUAAGCUGUAAGUUAAGUAUCUGCUUUUACCCAGAAAUCAACUUCCUGCUCUGAGUUUCCUAAAGCCGGGAAUGGUUUGCUGUCAGCCCUGAAACAGGAAUACUACGAAGGGUUUUCUGUCGAAUGCUUAUGUCACGCUCAAUUCUUCCUCAGCAGUUAAGGAUCUAUUUUGGUGACAAUUACUAGAAAUAAAUGCAAGAGAAUGAAUUA
Messenger RNA from Equus quagga, 5009 nucleotides. RefSeq names its product DNA fragmentation factor subunit alpha (gene DFFA). The coding region runs from base 48 to 1052 and encodes 334 amino acids. The transcript has 6 exons. NCBI's taxonomy places the organism in Eukaryota, Metazoa, Chordata, Mammalia, Perissodactyla, Equidae. Gene Ontology annotation, biological process: regulation of apoptotic process; apoptotic process; apoptotic DNA fragmentation. The record is from RefSeq and is a predicted model, not a curated record. Gene Ontology annotation, molecular function: deoxyribonuclease inhibitor activity.